This is a messenger RNA of Sodiomyces alkalinus F11, 2037 nucleotides long. RefSeq lists its product as hypothetical. The coding region runs from base 472 to 1596 and encodes 374 amino acids. NCBI's taxonomy places the organism in Eukaryota, Fungi, Ascomycota, Sordariomycetes, Glomerellales, Plectosphaerellaceae. The record is from RefSeq and is a predicted model, not a curated record. The transcript is spliced from 2 exons. Gene Ontology annotation, molecular function: snoRNA binding. Gene Ontology annotation, biological process: rRNA processing.
GGUGGAAGAAAUUUGUUUCCAACUCAUCUAUUUCUUGAUCAGAACGAUGAGGGCUGAUGAUAUUAUUCGCUUCUCCAAGAUUUAGAGGCGUAAAUUGAUGUUUUUUACGCAUGUAUUUUUCCCAUCCCACUACUUCUCGGUUGUCAACGUGAUACUCUCACAACCGCCCAUCGCUGGCCUCCAGAAUUCUCGCCAAAGCGGCCCGGAUCAGCAUACGGAUUUACCAAGCAACCGGUAAUUCAGAGACCGAGGCCUCUCAUUGAGAGCCGGCGUCUUACUAGCGGAAGGCCCGAGAUAGGGUCUCAGGCUUCCAAACCACAAGUGGCGCAGGGCCAGCGUGGCCAUCCCUGUGCUCCAUCGCCCGACGCUCCGAGGCUCGAAAAUAACGUGAGCGUGGAGAUUCUGAGUGAAACUGAGCGGCCUGCGCUCAAACGGACAGCGAAUCCAAGCCAGUCAAGCAACGAAGAAAUCAUGGUCAGCACACGCCAGAUGCGCAAGCGCAAGACUGAGGAGGACGGAGACGCCGAAGAACCCUCAGCCCGCACAUCCUCCGCUUCCAUUUCCCCUCCCAAACGCCAACGCAAGUUGCCCGUUCGUGCCAAGGACUCGGAGAGGCCGAAUUCUUCCGAGGCCUCGUCCAUCGUGAUAGAAAUCAGAGCCAAGUCAAAGGAAGAUGACGCUCUUGACGAAGCCAGCAACGGCGAAGCAGAUGUCUCGACGGGUGCGGAGAGGCCGAAGCUCGAUCUGGAGGCGAAGGAGGCGAGCGGUGAUGGAGAGCCUCAGCAAGCAGACGUCUCCGGGAACGAGACUUCCGAGGCCAACGUCGAAGUCGAGCUUGAGGGGGACUUUUCUAGCAGCCACUCCGAGGCAAAGCGGCUAGUCGCUACACCGUCCAGAGUCUCUGAGGCUGGGCCGACCAAGUCUUCAGGGCCGGCUCGGUCUCGAAGUCCAGAUGACGGGGAGUCAGACUCGGACUCUGACGACGCGCCUGAAGUCGUCUCGACCAGCAAAGCUGCCGCACAGGUCCUUCGGUCGGCGAAAGCGGCAAAUCGAGCUAUCACCGAGCAAGCAAGGGCGCAGAAGCGGAAGCGGCAGGAACGCAGUGCUUUCCUCCAAGAACAGGCGAAGAGCCGUAAAGCCCAGCAGCCACAGACCCCCGGCGUUAAGUCUGACGUCGGAGACGACCCAGAAGGAGACAUCACCCCACGAACUCAGCUUACUCUCGAGUCCGACGCUGCGGCCUCACGCAGGAAGCGUCUCGCUACGCAGACGACGGUCCCGUCCGUGCUCCCCGCAGAGUAUCUUGAUUCAGAUUCCGACGACUCGGACGCGGAGAUGGAUCCGGAGCACACCGCCAAACCUCGACCCCGCAAGGCCAGGAAAGUUGUAACCGCGCAGCGUAGCCUCGUCCGGGAGGCAAAGAGCACCCUCCCGCGUGACGAGAUGGUCGGGUCCACGCUUUACCGUCCGGCGCCCAAGAAGCAAGACGAACGGUUGGCACCCAAGGGCAGUAAGCAGAGCGCCAACGCUAAGAGAGCCUUGAUGAUUCGGGGUCGGUCCGCUGUGAAGACAAAGAAGGGGUUCUUUAUCAAGUAAUCUGCAGCUCGAGAGGGAAAGGGCAGGCAAGGGAAGUGCGGCUUUGAUGUCACCGUUGAAAGAGCGUCUCAAGGAAUCAAACUAGGUACGGAUACUUUUCUUUACGGCGAAUGCGUGAGAGAACCCAGAUAUUUUAUGGCCCCUUUUCCUGAAAUAUUACCUGAGAAGUCAUGCCUGGGAUGGGGAGGGACCGAAUACUGCGGAUCCGAGGCCUUCAUAAUCCGAUAUUAUAAGACCACUGUUCUUUGUGGAUCUAUGUACCUUACUUACCCACCACCUUUGGGAUCGAAAUCGGAGUCGUACCUCGCUCUGCAUGAGGUUUUAUGGGGGCUCGUUUUCUGUAGCCCUACGAUACGAUAGGAAUGACACUGGAAACAACUGUUUGAAAAGACAGAAAAACAGAAUCCCCCCGACCAACCAAUCUUAUUACGAUUUGGGGAG